This is a messenger RNA of Trichomycterus rosablanca, 5269 nucleotides long. RefSeq names its product reticulon 2a (gene rtn2a). The record is from RefSeq and is a predicted model, not a curated record. Lineage: Eukaryota; Metazoa; Chordata; Actinopteri; Siluriformes; Trichomycteridae. Bases 169 to 1482 code for a protein of 437 amino acids. Gene Ontology annotation, cellular component: endoplasmic reticulum membrane. The transcript is spliced from 10 exons.
ACCACUGAGUGCGAGAGGUCCGGCGAGGGAGGCGGAGGAUGAUAGGAACGACAGGAUGUGAAGGAGCCAGGAGGAGAGGAGAGAGGAGCGGAUGCACCAGUGGUUAGAGAUAGCAGCUGCAUUAAACCGGAGGGGCAGAGGUCAGGCCCAGCAGCGCCUUGAUGGAGCAUGGGUCAGGUUUUAGGAUUCUCCCACUGCAAGGAGUUUGGCUCUGUCUCCUCAACACCUGAUUCCACUCCUCCUUGUACGGAUGGUGGGAAUGAGUCAGAUUUCCCAGAGCUCCUGACAGCACGAGACUGGUCGGAAGAUGAUGAAGGUCCUGAAGAUGAUCUCAGCAGCUCCUCCAUAUGGGGGACUCCUCGUCAGAGCUCUUUUGAGCUCACCUUUUCCUACAUUGCCUUCUCUGAGGGUGAGAGCUUUGGACGAAGAGACUCAGGACGUCGGAGGACAGGAGGAAGGGGUCGACAGGGCUCACUACGCCGUAUGGACACUGUGGAAACUGUUUUACCUCCUGACUCCUCUGCCGUGGACUGGGAUCCACAUGCCUUCAUGAGUGCAGAGGAGGAACAGGAGGUGGAGAUCCCACUUUCUGAACAAUUGGAGAGCCAACAUUGGACUAUAGAGUCCCCCAGUCAGGGUACAGAAAUUGAGGAGAUUGGAUUGCAAGAGACAAAAUGCAUCACAGGUGGUGAUGAAGCUCCACAGGUUCAAGGGUUAGAGCUCCUUAUUACCACAGACUCAACAACCUCAACACAGAUUGAUGACACAUUGCGUGUAUCGCCAUCAUUAAUUAGUCAAAACACUCAGGAAGAGCCAGUCAAUGAACAAUGGUUUUCUACGAUUAACCUCUCGGACGGGCUGACGAUACACAUCCAGAUUGCAGUAAUGGACCUGAUCUAUUGGAAGGACAUAGAGCGGACAGGCAUGAUAUUUACCGGUCUGGUGGUGGGCCUGCUUUCCCUCUUCCAGCUCAGUAUCAUUACAGUACUAUCCACAUUAUCGCUGGCCAUCGUGUGCUUCACCAUCUCAGUGCGCAUCUACUGCCAACUGCUUCAUGCCCUCCAGCUCCGAGAUGGUGCACACCCCUUCCAAACUUAUCUGGAGAUGGACAUUGGUCUGACUGGAGAACAAACUGAACAGUACAUGCAGAAAUUAAUAGUCCUGUGCUGCUCCGCUGUAGACACACUGAAGCGCCUCAUCUUUGUUGGUAGCCUGUUUAACUCCCUUAAGUUUCUGCUGCUGAUGUACCUGGUGACGUAUCUGGGAGCCCUCUUCAAUGGCCUUACUCUUCUCAUUAUUGUUGUGAUUGCUGUCUUCUCUGUCCCUCUCUUCUACUCCCGGCACCAGGAGAAAGCUGACAGCAUCAUUGCAAAAGUGCAAGGCCAUGUUGACAACAUAAAGGACAUCCUGCUUCGACUGGCCCAGGGUGGUGGACCCGCUCCUGACCCCACCCCAGGCGGUGCCAAACCCAAAAGCCAAUAAUGGAGUCGGACUAGGGUGGAGCAAUCAUCUGUCACUCUGAUGUCUUAAUCGAGUCUGUUUCCGAGCACCUUUUCAGAUUUAAAUGGGCAUUGUCUAAACGUUUUAUGAGAUACUGUGUAAACUAAGCAAGGAUCUGUGAAUGAUGCAUGGAAAGAGUGGAUGUAAGAUUUCAUUUUGGGAGAAUUUAAAGGACAAUCAAAGGAUUUCUGAAAGUUGUGAGGCAAAGUGGAAAGUGACAACACUGAACAUACAAACUUGAAACACAUGGAGUGGUGCACCAGAACUUUUAGAUACAAUAAUAACUAGAGUUUUCCUGCACUAUGAAGAACCAAACUCAAAUACCCCAGGACCAGUUUACCAACUAAUUUUUCACUUUUAAAGUAAAUAGCAUGUGAAUAUAGGUGCACAUGUGCAUACUUUAUGUACACGGUAUGGCCAAAAGGAUGUGGACACCCCUCCUAAAUAUUAAGUUCAGGUGUUUCAGACACAUCAUCUGCAUAAAAGAAAAAAUGGUAUGCUUCCAGCACUUUGGGAAAGGCUCUUUCUUGUUUUAGCAUUACUGUCCCCCUGUGCACAAAGUGAGGUCCAUAAAGACAUGUUUGACUAAGUUGGUGUGAAGGGAUUCCUGUGGCCUGCACAGAGCCCUGACCUCAGCCCAAUUAAACUAAUUUGGGAUGAAUUUGAACAUCAGAGCCUGACCACACAAAUGCUUGUUUGACUGAAUGGGCACAAUUCUUGUGGAAAGCCUUCACAGAAAAUUGUGGGUAGGAGGGAGCAACUUAAUAUGAAUGUCUUUGGGUUUGGAAUAAGAUAUCCAACAAACUCUUAGUCACGCUUUCACAUACUUUUGGCCAUAUAGUCUAUGUAGGAUUAUGGGCGUACAGAUUUAUUCUAUUAUAUUAUGUGGGGAAACUUUAAACUCCACUGUCAAUUUCUUUUUGUUUUAUUGUGCUGAAAAAUCCCACUUUUAAACAACCCCCUACAGUUUCGCUUUUAAUUUGGGGAAACUCUGGUACCUGCUUUCCCCUCCAUUCUUGAAGCACCCAUGUUUCCCUGCUGAAUAACAACUUAAUGAACUCAUUUGUUCUGACUGUAUUUGAAAUGGUGAAACAAUGAAAAAGGGUGUGGGGGUCAUCCUCGGCCAGGGUUGGUAUCUGUCUACUGCUGCAAACAGACCUCACAUACACCACUACCAAAGACCUCAAAAAAGGGAAGCUCUUUUUAUUAAGCGAUAUAGUUAAUCUCAAAACCCACUUGUGGUAGUCAUAUUGUGAGUUCGAACUGUCCGAAGGUCAUUCAAGGUCAUUUACACUUGAUGAAGGGUUUAAAAAAAAAACACAGACACUAACUUUAAGAUCAGCAUUUCAAACUAAAGUUUGCUUACCAGCAGCAUUUUGUUUGUACUUGUAGUGUAAAUGAGCUUAUAAUGGGGCAGCUGUUCCUUUAACAAAGAAUAUUAUUCUUGGAGCUAAUGACCAACAGCUCUUUGAUUUUUGAAUUUGUUAUGGAUUCAUUAAAAAAGUCAAAUAAUAACUAAAGCAAAAAGUGUAUAAUAAGACCUAGUUUCCCUGUGUGUUUAAAUGUGAGAAUUAAGCUUUAGUCUAGAAGUAUAUGAGAUUUAUACUGUUUACACAGCUGUUUAGUUUGGGGAAGUUGCCAUGACAUCUCUUACACCCUUAUUACUGUCCUGGCCUGUAACUAAGUCAGACCUGGAGAAAAACUUUAAAGUCCCACAACAAGUUAAGAUAUUAAGCUAAACUUCAAAAUCUCAUGCAAUUUUCAGGGCUGCUUUUAUAGCAUGUGUGAGCAUGAGUGCUCCUUCAGUGGUUUUAGCAGUAAACAUAGGUUUCCAUGGUCUCUGAUUUUAACUAAAACACUAAUUACUAACUACUGACCUUGUCCCAACUGUCCUCUCCAUCAAUUUUUUAUCAGUUGUUGACUUACAUGUUUAUCACUGUUAAUUGUUUGGUGCAAGUGCUUUUAAGGUGCAUGGGGGACAAAAAAUGCAGCAACGUAUUGUAUUUCCCCUACAACCAUAGUAUUAUUUUAUGUCAGUCAAAUAGCAAAGGAGUCAGUCAUGUUUUCAUUGGUGUGCAGUAAAGACAUAAUUAGCAGGUGACAAGCCAACUUUUCACAGUGUUUUACAGACACUGUGUUCUCCGUCUUAUGAUACUGUUGAAAUUCAAAUUGUCAAAUUGUUUUAACAGUUCUGUUUUAUUCUGUUCACCAGUUAUUUCCACUUUAUUUAAGAUAGUAAUAAUUAAAUACUAGCAGAUGCACCUUCAAAAAGCAGCAUUAAACCCUAACCUUAGCAUGCCUUACUCAGUUAUACAUCAUUUACAUUUACAUUUUCAGCAUUUAGCAGACGCUUUUAUCCAAAGCGACUUACACAGUGAGCGGAACACAAUGAGGGUUAAGGGCCUUGCUCAGGGACCCAACAGUGGCAACUUGGUGGUGGCGGGGCUUGAACCGGCAACCUUCUGUUUACUAGUCCAGUACCUUAACCACUGAGCUAUCACUGGCCGUCAUCAGUUGAGCCUACGUGGUAAAUAACCUGCAGUUGUUCAAGGUGACACCCAAAUAUGAGUGAUGAGCAUAGAAAUGUUUAAAUGCUACAUUUGUCAUUACGAUUAAGAAAACUAGCCUUAAAUUAAAAAAAAUGUGAUGAGUGAAUAACCACACUGGCUGUAUGUAAUCCCAGCAAUGGUCUCUCGGUGACGGAUCUGAUCUAUUACAGACAUAGAAUUAGUCUGAACAUAGAAUAUUGUUACAAAGACCAUACCUUUGCAAACACCUCUUUCAAACACCUCCUAAAAGUACCUCUUUUAGGCCUUCAAAUACUACGUUUUACUAAGAUUGACUCUGCACCUACAUUGCUUGCCUUAUUUUUUAAUUGUGUGAACCUGAGUUUGUGAUGAAUGAUUCUAGCUCCAGUUGUCUGGGCUUGGUAAAUGCACCAGUGCAAAAAACUCCUAACAGAGAUGUGAACAACAGUAAAACUGAGCUGUUUAUCAGUGAUGGUCCAAUUUUUACUAAAGAACUUUGGACAGUUUCUUGCAGACAUUACUGUUUGUCACUGGUAGCUUAUUUUAUACAUACUGUAUUGCCCAAAGAUGUAAUACCAUUCUGUGCUGCUCCUUUAAUUAUCUUAAUUUUCCCCUCAACGUAUACAAAAAUUCUUAGCAGCAUCUGAAUGCCUGUACAGCAAAUUCACCAGUGUUCUAUUCAUACCUGCUGAUUUUAGGGGUUUCCAGUCUUAUUCACAAAGAGCUGCGUAGUUGUAUACCAGCCAGCCAGAAGCUACGCCUGAUACUGAUCAGUCAUUUGAAGGCCAACUAUUACUGAUUAAACAAGUGUUAUCAGGUUUAAUUCCUGUUGGCAUGAAAACCUGCUGUGUAUAAGAACACACCCGAUUCAACGUAUAGUCUAGUACCAAGUGCUUAAUGGCUGAAUCUAAAUGGGAUAAACCAAAUACCUGUUAGCCAAGGGAGCUUAAACCUAGUUCUAGAGGGUUUAAGACCAGCUAAGUUUGGUUAUAUUCGUGCUCAUAGACUUGAUUCAGUUUGCCUGUAACAACAGGGUGUGUUAAAGCAAGAACAUUUCCGAACUGUGUUAGACUCUGGCCCUGCAGAAUUGAAAAUCCUGCUGGAAUUAUUACCACUGGUGAUCAGGCUGUACAUCCCUCACGAUAACUUAAAUCUUUUCAUUGUUUUUGUAUUUUUAGAAAGCAAAGACAAAUCUUGAAUCUUGCAAUAUGUUAAAAUAAAUAUUUAAAAUGAAACAUAAA